AUGGCUGAUGUUGGUGAUCCAGAAAUGUCAAGAUCCUGUAAUGCUCCCAUUGGGCCAAGAGUGAAGCAGAGGGGUCUCUUCCCUGCCCCCUCCCAGCCCAUCAUCUUCACAGAAGUGCUACUUAACCAAGAGGACCACUUCAACCUUACCACAGGAGUAUUCACCUGCACCCACCCUGGCGUGUACCACUUUGGCUUUGAUAUUGACUUGGAUCAGCAGGCUGUCAAGUUAGCACUGGUGAAAAAUGGUGUUGAUAUCCUUGAGAAGGAAGCCAGGGCUGAGGACAACAACCAGCAUGUGUCUGGAACUGCCAUCAUAAAGCUGGUCAUGGGAGAUAGGGUCUGGCUGGAAUCCAAGCUAGAUGCUACGGAGACUGAGAAAGGAUUGAUUCAAAGUGUGUUCUUUGGCUAUUUGCUCUAUGAAAAUCAUUCUGGCUGA
Messenger RNA from Ochotona curzoniae (black-lipped pika), 438 nucleotides. Its product is annotated as protein HP-25 homolog 2-like. Gene Ontology annotation, molecular function: protein binding. The record is from RefSeq and is a predicted model, not a curated record. The transcript has 2 exons. Lineage: Eukaryota; Metazoa; Chordata; Mammalia; Lagomorpha; Ochotonidae. Bases 1 to 438 code for a protein of 145 amino acids.